ACCAACCUUCAUUGCCACAACACUUGCAACAUAAUCUUCAAACUCAAACUAACUACUAAUUAUCCUUCUUUGAAAAUGCCGAUCCCAGUUAUUGACUUUUCGAAACUUGAUGGUGAAGAGCGAGCAAAGACAAUGGCUCAAAUAGCUAAUGGAUGUGAAGAAUGGGGAUUCUUCCAGUUGGUGAACCAUGGGAUUCCAGUGGAGCUCCUUGAGAAGGUGAAGAAGGUGAGUAAUGAGUGCUAUAAGAUGGAGAGGGAACAAGACUUCUUCAAGAACUCAACGCCCGUGAAGCUGUUGAAGGAAUUACUCGACCAGAAAACUGGAGGGAAGGUGGAAAAUCAAGAUUGGGAAGAUGUUUUCCUUCUCGCGGAUGAUAAUGAAUGGCCACCAAAGACUCCGGGGUUCAAGGAAACCAUGACAGAAUACCGAGCUGAACUAAAGAAGCUAGCCGAGAAGCUGAUGGAAAUAAUGGACGAGAACUUGGGCUUACCAAAGGGGUACAUUAAGAAAGCGUUCAACGGCGGAGAGGAAGAAAAAGCGUUCUUUGGAACAAAAGUCAGCCACUAUCCACCAUGUUCUCAUCCCGAGAUGGUGACUGGUCUUCGCGCUCACACUGACGCUGGAGGCGUCAUCCUUCUUUUCCAGGAUGACGUGGUUGGAGGUCUUGAGGUUCUCAAGGAUGAUAAAUGGACCGACGUCCAACCAAUUCCUAAUUCCAUUGUCAUCAAUACUGGUGAUCAAAUAGAAGUACUAAGUAAUGGGAGAUACAAGAGUGCUUGGCACCGCGUUCACGCUAUGCCUAAUGGAACUAGGAGAUCAAUAGCCUCGUUCUAUAACCCGUCUUUUAAUGCUACCAUAGAACCUGCCACUUGUCUAGUCGGAAAGGAAAACAAAGAGGCUAACCAAGUUGGCUACCCCAAGUUCGUGUUUGGUGACUACAUGUCGGUAUAUACUGAACAAAAGUUCCUCCCGAAGGAACCAAGAUUUGAAGCUGUGAAAGCCGUGUAACGAACAUAUAAGUAUAACUGUCCACAAAGAGGCGGGUCACAAAGUGAUUCAAUGGUUUCUAUGAUUUAUGUUUAUGAUUAUGAGUGAUUGUAAGUUUUAAACCAAGUGGCACAAAAAAAAAAUGCUAUCUUGGGUUUGUCCUUCUGCUGCUAUAUUUACGCAGAUUGUGCACAAAUUAAAGCUUUAUUGUUUUUGAUGUUUUUA
Erigeron canadensis is the source of this 1212-nucleotide messenger RNA. Its product is annotated as 1-aminocyclopropane-1-carboxylate oxidase 5-like. The transcript has 3 exons. Gene Ontology annotation, molecular function: dioxygenase activity. Bases 76 to 1008 code for a protein of 310 amino acids. The record is from RefSeq and is a predicted model, not a curated record. NCBI's taxonomy places the organism in Eukaryota, Viridiplantae, Streptophyta, Magnoliopsida, Asterales, Asteraceae.